UGGAUACGGGAUGCUGCUGGGAACAGAUCAAACAAGGUUAAGCAGAUAACAAAGAGAUCCAGCAGCACCGCACCAUCGCCGGCCACUGGCAGUACUAAUCUGCCGCAUAGAAAUGUCUUUUAGGUCUUGUUUUACGUUGUUGGUAAAAAAGAAUGUUGGUCGGAUUUCUCUGCGGAAGAAAUGCACUCGCUCUGUGGCUGUUAUUGGGGCUCCGUUCUACAAGGGCCAGAAAUGGCGAGGUGUAGAGCAUGGACCAGCUGCAAUCAGAAAUGCCAAACUUAUUGAAAGACUCUCCGGCAUAGGAUGUGAUGUAUAUGAUGUUGGAGAUCUACACUUUGCCCAAGUUCCUAAUGACAAACUGUACAACAACACUGUUAAAUACCCACGUACAGUUGGCCUUGCAUGUCAGGUGUUGGCUGAUGAAGUUAGUAGAGUAGUAGAAGCUGGUUACACUUGUGUAACUUUGGGAGGAGAUCAUAGCUUGGCACUUGGCACUAUUAGCGGUCAUGCCCAACACUGUUCAGAUCUAUGUGUAAUUUGGGUCGAUGCACAUGCGGACAUCAACACCCCACUGACUACUUCAUCAGGAAAUCUCCAUGGACAGCCAGUGUCCUUUCUCUUGAGAGAGCUCCAAGACAAGGUUCCUCUUAUCCCUGGGUUUUCUUGGAUAAAACCAUGCAUUUCCACAUUGGAUAUUGUAUAUAUUGGUUUGCGAGAUCUUGAUGCAGCUGAACAAUUUAUUCUGAAGAAAUAUGACAUCCCAUACUAUUCGAUGAGGCAAAUUGAUUGCAUUGGAAUACAGAAAGUUAUGGAAAGGUCCUUUGAACAGCUAUUGGGAAGGAGACAAAGACCAAUUCAUUUAAGCUUCGACAUAGAUGCAUUUGAUCCAUCCUUGGCAGCAGCUACCGGAACACCAGUAAUUGGAGGGUUAACUUAUAGGGAGGGAAUCUAUAUUACAGAAGAAAUACACAACACAGGAAUGCUGUCAGCUCUAGAUUUGGUGGAAGUUAACCCAGCUCUAGGAUCCUCCCCAGACGAAGUCAAGGCAACAACAAACUUAGCAGUAGAUGUCAUUGCUUCCUGUCUUGGCCAAACAAGAGAAUGCACGCAGAUCAUUAUAGAAGAGCUCCCUGAGCCUACCACAGUAUUUGAAACAGAAAAAGAAGAGCAAAUAAGGAUUUAGAAGAUGAAGGGAUGCCUACGAUCAUCACUUGAAUAGAGUUGAAAUUGACUUUUCUUUUCAGUACUGGUUAUACAUUUGCCAAUAACUGUAGGAAAAUAAACACAACACUAAGGGUCCUUUCACACUAGCGGACCGUUCGUCCGUUCAUUACAAGUCCGUUUACGGACUUAUAAUGAAUCUCUAU
Messenger RNA from Rana temporaria (common frog), 1367 nucleotides. It is a transcript of the gene ARG2, whose product is annotated as arginase 2. Gene Ontology annotation, molecular function: arginase activity; manganese ion binding. Gene Ontology annotation, cellular component: mitochondrion; cytoplasm. The transcript is spliced from 8 exons. The coding region runs from base 113 to 1183 and encodes 356 amino acids. The record is from RefSeq and is a predicted model, not a curated record. Lineage: Eukaryota; Metazoa; Chordata; Amphibia; Anura; Ranidae.